Cheilinus undulatus (humphead wrasse) is the source of this 3283-nucleotide messenger RNA. RefSeq names its product dual specificity mitogen-activated protein kinase kinase 6. The transcript has 12 exons. NCBI's taxonomy places the organism in Eukaryota, Metazoa, Chordata, Actinopteri, Labriformes, Labridae. Gene Ontology annotation, molecular function: ATP binding; MAP kinase kinase activity. The record is from RefSeq and is a predicted model, not a curated record. Bases 306 to 1310 code for a protein of 334 amino acids. Gene Ontology annotation, biological process: protein phosphorylation; MAPK cascade.
CUGUCAGACUUUGGCCACCCUAAAAGUGCAGGUUUUGUUAGCAAACUAACUCGAACUGUAUAACCCGCGCCGACUUUAUUUAAAGUUGUGCAUUCAUCUGCGGAUCGAUCUUUGAACACGCGAGCUGCCGAUUAAAGCGCAAAGAUUGCACAUAGAAGAAGAGUUUAGUUUUUAUCGGUGCUAAUUUUUUUUUUUGCACAAGCCAGCGAUCCUGAGCGGGUGUAAGGCUUGAUGCAGGGAGGGAGGGAGUAGAAAAAGGCAAAAGUCUUUGUGCUUCCCUUCCCCCUCAUCAAAGCAAAGGGGAAAUGUCUCUGUCUAAAGGAGGAAGGAAGAAAAACCCUGGGCUGAAGCUGGCCAGAGAAGUGUUUGUGCCUCCAGCAGCAGCAGCCCCCCCUCGAGAUCUUGACUCAAAAGCUUGUGUUACGAUUGGAGAUCAGAAUUUUGUAGUGAAGGCUGAUGACUUGGAGCAGAUCGCAGAGCUGGGGAGGGGAGCAUAUGGGGUGGUGGACAAGAUGAGACAUGUACCCAGUGGGGUUAUCAUGGCUGUCAAGAGGAUUCGUGCCACAGUCAACACUCUGGAGCAGAAGAGGCUCCUGAUGGACUUGGACAUUUCUAUGAGGACAGUGGACUGCUUCUACACUGUCACCUUCUAUGGCGCCCUCUUCAGAGAGGGAGAUGUGUGGAUCUGCAUGGAGCUGAUGGACACAUCUCUGGAUAAGUUCUACAAGAAAGUCAUCGAGAAGGGCAAAACCAUCCCAGAGGACAUCCUGGGCAAGAUCACAGUAGCAAUUGUCAAAGCAUUAGAGCAUCUUCACAGUAACCUGUCAGUGAUACACAGAGAUGUGAAGCCCUCUAAUGUUCUGAUCAACACUGAGGGACAAGUGAAAAUGUGCGACUUUGGCAUCAGUGGCCACCUGGUGGACUCUGUGGCCAAAACAAUGGAUGCAGGCUGCAAGCCCUACAUGGCGCCUGAGAGGAUCAACCCUGACCUCAACCAGAAAGGCUACAGUGUCAAGUCAGACAUCUGGAGUCUCGGUAUCACGAUGAUUGAGCUGGCCAUUCUGAAGUUCCCCUAUGACUCCUGGGGUACUCCGUUCCAGCAGCUCAAACAGGUUGUGGAUGAGCCAUCUCCACAGCUGCCUGCCGACCGCUUCUCCCCAGAGUUUGUAGACUUCAUCUCUCAGUGCUUAAGAAAGAAACCAAAUGAAAGACCAGCUUAUACAGAAUUAAUGCAACAUCCUUUCUUCACCCUGCAUGACUCCAAAGAGACGGAUGUGGCCAGUUUUGUCAAGGUCAUCCUCGAUGACUGAUGUGCUCUGACCUGGCUCCGCCGUCGUCAUGGUAGGCGGGACCUCCCAGCAAAACAAACCAAUGGCCUACCUUUUUUCUCUUUUUUUUUUUUUUUUUUUUUAACUCACUGGAAUGGCAGACUCUUAUGCCACCGCACACAACAGGGCGGGGGGGAAUUGACCCAAAGACUGACAGCGGCCAAGCAGCACUGGAGUGGGGGUGUGGCGGUUAAAUGAACUCGUAUGGUAAAAAAGAAAAAAAAACUGGAGAGGUUAAAUUUACUCCUCCGACUUUUCCUGUGUGUGCCAGCAUUCACGACAGAUAUGAACUGAACCUGCUUUCUUCUGCUUUGUUUUUUUUUUUUUUUUUCUUUUUUUUUUGCCCCCUUUUUAUCUUGGACAGAGCCAGCCAUGAUCUCUUUGUGACACAUAUUGUAUGAAUACUUUGAAUUUUUUUGGAUUUCAUCUGCAAAACCAUCAGUUAAUGUGUAUGUUGUUGUGUAUUGAAAGCUAUAUUUGCAUAUGCGUUUGUAUGUUUUCUCAUUAUACAGAGUUUUGAUACUGUAUCUCUUGGACAAGUGUGAAUUUUACCGGACUAGGGCCUUAUUUGUCUCACUGCAUCAGGGGAACAGUUCGACCUGCUUCUGCUCUGCAUCGAUUGGUCAGCGCUGGGGCUGCAGAAUGGGGCUGCAGAAUGAGCCUUCGGGACUCCAGCAGAGACAAAAACGUAAGAAAUGUUAGGGGUCGCAUUCUGGACGGCAGGAGUCAUUCCUAGAUCUCAGGAAUGUGAGGCGUCCGAUAUCAUAUGAACCCUCAUUGAUCUGAGCUGAGGCCCCUCGUGCAUCUUCUUCUUCUCUUUUGGUAUUUACGUGUCAGCGUCAGUGCUGCCAUUGUUGCUACCUGGAAGUAUUCAGGGGUUGCCUAAUCGAGCUUUAUCUUUCUGUGCCAUUUUAUCAAAUUGUUCUCAUGAAUUUCUGCAUUAAUUGUAUUUUUUUCCCUUUAUUUUGGACUUGUUCUGGCCUGUGUUCGGUUUUAUUUCAGCAGCAUUUAAACCUUUUUGUCUCCAUAGUCUUCUCAUAAGAGGCACUUAUGUUUGUUUCCCCAGUACCUUGUUAUUAUGCAUUACACAGACAGUAUGUUAGGGAAAUAAUUUAUGUGUUGAAGAUGUAAAUACUAUCUCCUUUUUUAAUGUAACAUGGCACUGUGUCAGUCUAGCAGUGCUGCUGAGUGGUAGAGUGGUUGGUGUUAGUUAGUUUUAAAGCAGUGUGACAUGUCAUACACAAACACUUGUACUCGCAGGGCCAGCUGACUGUCGUACACCUAUUUUGGACUGAUGUGCUGUCAGGCGCCGCCACUCAGGUUUCUUUGCUCUGCUCCGUGCGGAGACAACCCCGUUUAUUUUUCCUUAGGUCAUACUCUCCUUGAGUGCUGGACCGAGAGCCUCUUUUCAGUCCUUGGUGGGCAGCCAUUAUCUCUUCUGUAUGACCGUACUAUGCAGAGCCUCCUCGCCUUGGACACAAAGCGAGAGGUCCUUUGCCAUGUGGCAGUUUUUUCCCGCUUCAAGUGUUCAGAGACUGUGAUGAUGAUGAUGGUGGUGAGGAUAGUGAUGAUAACUGCCAUGCAUGCGUCUCGUCAUGGCUAGCACUCGUCACCUCUCUGGUUUACACUGUAGUGCGACCUUUAUCAAAAGUCAGUGAGUCAGGAGUAUUUAUGAUUGUGAAUAAUAAGGGAAAGCUAGCAACACCACAAAGAAGCUGCUGUUAAUUUUUGUUUUUAUUUUCUCUCCUUUUUUUCUCUUUUUUGUUUUAGUCGGCCUUCUUUGGAUGGCCAUUCCCUUGGUGUGUAAAAGUGAGUUUUUACGCCGAUCACAAUGAGAAUGGAACACUUGCUCUACCUCUUACUCCUUCACUCUAUUUGCCACCUUUUCAUUGGGUGGGACUGACAAACUUGAACUAUGGAAAGACAAAAAAUAAAGGCUUUAUUGUUCAGUAUAA